Molecule: messenger RNA, 1272 nt
Organism: Arvicanthis niloticus (Nile rat)
Lineage: Eukaryota; Metazoa; Chordata; Mammalia; Rodentia; Muridae
Gene: Wdr1
Product: WD repeat domain 1
Biological process (GO): locomotion; sarcomere organization; actin filament depolymerization
Cellular component (GO): cortical actin cytoskeleton
Molecular function (GO): actin filament binding
Source: RefSeq, a predicted model, not a curated record
GGGGCGGAGCCGUAAGCGGGGCGGGGCGGUGUCCGCGCAGGCUCGCCGGGCUGCAGCCGCCGAGCCGAGCGCUUGACUAUAUAUGGUCAAAGCUGGGGGCGAGCCGCACCGGGGCCGCGCUUCCGGGUUGGGUUGUCCGCAGCGGUAGCGCGCAGGGCAGGCGCGUACGGGCCUCGGAGCCGGGCUUCGGACCGCCCCCUCCGCGCCCGGCACGCCCGGCGCCGCCUUCCGCGCCGUCCCUGGGCUCGGCCACUGCGAGAUUCCACUCGAGCGCGGCGCCGUAACAAGUGGGCGAGGAUGCCGUACGAGAUCAAGAAGGUGUUCGCCAGCCUCCCCCAGGUGGAGCGGGGCGUCUCGAAGAUCCUCGGCGGAGACCCCAAGGGCGAUCAUUUCCUCUACACCAAUGGCAAGUGCGUCAUCCUGAGGAACAUCGACAACCCUGCUAUUGCUGACAUCUACACAGAACAUGCCCAUCAGGUGGUCGUAGCCAAGUAUGCACCCAGCGGAUUCUACAUUGCUUCUGGAGAUAUCUCUGGGAAGCUAAGGAUCUGGGAUACCACACAGAAGGAGCACAUUCUAAAGUAUGAGUACCAGCCAUUUGCUGGGAAGAUCAAGGACAUUGCCUGGACCGAAGACAGUAAGAGGAUCGCCGUGGUCGGGGAAGGAAGGGAGAAGUUUGGAGCUGUCUUCUUAUGGGACACUGGCUCUUCUGUGGGUGAGAUCACAGGACACAACAAAGUCAUCAACAGUGUGGACAUCAAGCAGAGCAGACCCUACCGACUAGCAACAGGGAGUGAUGAUAACUGUGCUGCAUUCUUCGAGGGCCCCCCAUUCAAGUUCAAGUUUACAAUUGGUGACCACAGCCGCUUUGUCAACUGUGUGCGAUUCUCUCCUGAUGGGAACAGAUUUGCCACAGCCAGCGCUGAUGGACAGAUUUUCAUUUAUGAUGGGAAGACAGGAGAGAAGGUGUGUGCCCUUGGAGAAAGCAAGGCCCAUGAUGGAGGAAUUUAUGCCAUUAGUUGGAGUCCUGAUAGCACCCAUUUGCUGUCUGCCUCUGGAGACAAAACCUCUAAGAUUUGGGAUGUCAAUGUAAACUCUGUGGUCAGCACGUUUCCCAUGGGCUCCAAUGUUCUGGACCAGCAGCUGGGCUGCCUCUGGCAAAAGGACCACCUCCUCAGCAUCUCCCUGUCGGGAUACAUCAACUACCUGGACAAGAACAACCCCAGCAAGCCCCUCCGGGUCAUCAAGUUCCCAGGGUCCUUUAAUGACUGA